This is a messenger RNA of Cladophialophora yegresii CBS 114405, 1851 nucleotides long. RefSeq names its product AGC protein kinase. Bases 1 to 1851 code for a protein of 616 amino acids. The record is from RefSeq and is a predicted model, not a curated record. The transcript has a single exon. NCBI's taxonomy places the organism in Eukaryota, Fungi, Ascomycota, Eurotiomycetes, Chaetothyriales, Herpotrichiellaceae. Gene Ontology annotation, molecular function: protein serine/threonine kinase activity; ATP binding. Gene Ontology annotation, biological process: protein phosphorylation.
AUGGACCAGGUCUUAGAUACAUCCAGCGAGACGCGCACAGCAGUCGCGACACCAACGAGCCUGCAUGAGGCGAUCAAUGUGAUGGCUCUCGAACAGAAUGCUCCACCAGAGGCUGCAGAGCCAGAGAUCAUCCCUUUCCGGGCCAAGAGCCCUCCUAUUACACCUCGAAAGUCUAUGCCCGUCAACGGUCAAGCGGACGAGGCUGUUGCUGAGUUGCCUGCUGAGAGGGGACGACAAGAAGUCAAGGGAAGUGCUAUUCUUUCCACUACCGCAGCAAAGAGGCGGAAGAAGAAAAACAAGACAAAAGCCGCUCAGCCUGUGCAAGCGUUGAAUACUGUCAGAGGCUUCACUCCGGUCGAUUCAGGCGCCGAAGACUCAGAUUUCUCCCGCGCGAACAGUCCGCGAGUCCUGUCACCUAUUCCCCGCUUGCCUGCGUUGGCUGGUGCAAGUCCUGGUUUGAGACCGCAGUCACCUGGCAUCAGCAGCUUAAAGGCCCAGCUCGAUGCCUUGAACUCGCGCAGCCAAAGUCGAUCAACCUCUCGAGUGCGAGAUGCCUUGAACUCGGAAGCCAACAGUAGUGCAGCCAGCGCCGCGUCCGACAACCAGGAAGAGGAGCCACAAGAAGAUAUGGUCAGCUACAAUGUUCAGAUCGACCAAGACUUCGUCAGUCAAUCGCUGGCUGAAACCGGGUCGAGCACUGCUACUCUUUCGACUCUAGAUGCAGACCAGCGCGCAACCUCGAUGAUAGCCCGCAAGAUGACCGCAGCAGAUUUCACCCCGGUUCGUUGUCUUGGGGAUGGCGCGUUUGGCACGGUGCUUCUUGUGCGACAGAACGCGACGGGCCGCCUGUUCGCGCAGAAGCAGCUCACCAAGGCGUUUCUAAAGGUCCACAAGAAGCGAAUCGAGUCAACCAUGUCUGAACGCUCAAUUCUCGAACUGGUCAACCGUCAUCCUUUUAUUGUCAACCUGUAUUAUGCCUUCCAGGACCACGAGAAGCUCUACCUGAUUCUCGAGUAUGCUUCUGGUGGUGAACUCUUUCGCCAUCUGGAGUUGGAGAAGUUCUUCUCUGAAGAGGUUGCGGCCUUCUAUAUUGCCGAGAUCGUUCUGGCUCUCGACUAUCUUCACAAUACCAUGGGUGUCAUCUAUCGCGAUCUCAAGCCCGAAAACUGCCUGCUAAACUCCGAAGGACAUCUGCUCCUGACAGAUUUCGGUCUAAGCAAAGUGGCGGUUCAGGAUGCUAGUACACCCGGUGGGAGUCGAUGCAACAGUCUUGGUGUCGGGACAAUCGAAUACAUGGCACCUGAAAUCAUCCGGGGCUCUGAUGAGUCUGACUGGGGCCCGGGUUAUGGCAAGGCAUGCGACUGGUGGUCUUUGGGUGCGAUGGCAUGCGACCUCAUGACGGGCAAACCGCCGUUCGGAGGAGGCAAUUGGACGAAGAUCCAACAGAACAUUCUGUUUCAAAAGUUGAGUCUGCCGUACUUUUUGUCACCAGAUGCCAAGGAUCUUUUGACCCGGCUACUGCGCAAGGAGCCUAAGAAGCGACUGGGCGUUGGUCCCAGCGACAUCAAUAUCAUCAAGAAGCACCGUUUCUUCAGGAAGAUCGACUGGAAGAAGCUGGAAGCAAAGGAGCUCGAGCCACCAAUCAAACCACUGGUCACCAAUCCUGAAUUGGCAGAAAAUUUCGCACGAGAAUUUACGGACCGAGCGAUUGACACGAUCGCACGAAGGCAUAGCCGGACGCUGAGCAAGUCUGAUCCUUUUGGUGGGUUCAGCUAUGUUGCCAGCAAUAGCCUGCUCGAGGAGUCCAUGCUCUCGGAAGUGGAUGAGGCUAUCAUUGAUGAAGACAUUUAG